AUGUUCUCCUCUCUCCUCCUCGCUGUCUUCGGGCUUUGUGUUAAUGUGGUCGCCGAGGAAGUCGCUUUCUUCAAAUCGAGACCCGACCUCUACCCUCCCCGCCUCGACAUCACCAUCAAUGAACCCGACAGGCUCAGUCCGGGCUACAUCUUUAUCACCCCCUACCAGGGCCAGAACCCAGCUCCGCAUAUCUACGAUAAUAAUGGGGAAUUAAUCUGGAGCGGUUGGGGUGGUUCAGGCCCCGGGAAUGCCCAUGGACUUCACGUCUGUCGCUACAAAGGCGCCGACCAUCUCUGUUUCUUCCAAGGCCACCAGGAGCAUGGAUAUUGUCGCGGACAUGGCAUCAUCAUGGACAACCAGUACCGCAUCGUGCGAUCGGUGCAGCCAGGAGGCGGGAUGGCCGCGAGCGACAUGCACGAGUUUAUUCUGACCAACAACGGCAAAACUGCGUUAAUGACCAUCUACCAGCAGCGCCAAUUCGACUUGGCCGCGUGGAACGUGAAGACCGGCCUCGGCUGGGUGAUGGAGAGUAUCUUCCAGGAGGUCGACGUGGAAACCAGCAAAGUCCUCUUUGAAUGGCGGUCGCUCGAUCAUGUCGACCCGUCUAUGAGCUACACUUACCCGGACCACACGGAUACGGGAGGAACGGGCCUGAACGUCCACCAGCCUUGGGAUUAUUUCCAUAUCAACUCGAUCGACAAGAACGACGACGGCGACUAUCUGAUCUCCUCGCGGCAUACCUGUGCCAUCUACAAGAUCUCCGGCAAGGAUGGGUCGGUGAUGUGGCAGCUGAACGGGGCCAAUCCGACAUUCCAGAACAUCAACUUUGUCUUCUCGCAGCAGCAUGAUGCGCGCUGGUUGUUCGAGAACGCUACGCAUACACUACUGUCGCUCUACAACAAUGGCGACAACGGCUUCAACCAGACCAACACCUACUCGUCCGGCAUGGUCAUCCUCAUCAAUCAUGUGGAUAACACCGCUCUCCAGAUCCGAGAGUACACUUCUGCCCUGAAGGAUAUCAUCAGCACAAGCCAGGGCAACACCCAAGUCCUGCCGAACCGGAACGUCAUGAUCGGAUGGGGCAACAACCCCUGGCUAUCGGAGCAUGACGAGAACGGGAAUCUGUUGUUCUGGGGCAUCUUUGGCGGGGAGCCUAUCAUGAACUACCGAGUGAUGAAGUUCGAGUGGGAAGGCAACCCGACCGAUUCGCCCGCCCUCUGGUCGUACUCGCGGACCGCCGAUCCUCAUUCCCUGACAAACUUCUAUGUCAGCUGGAACGGCGCCACCCGCGUGCAUCGCUGGCGAUUCUACGGCGCCACGAACAUCACCGGGCCCUACGUCUUCCUGAGUGAAAUCUACAAGACCGGCUUUGAGACGGCCUACAUCAACGCCACCUUCUACCCCUGGACCCGGGCCGAGGCGGUGGACCGGAAUGGUGCCGUGCUAGGCAAGACGCGCAAUAAAUUUACCUUUGUACCCUCGCCUGAGCUGCGCGAGUUCUGUGCCGACGACUCCUGCGGCGAUGCCCCGUGGUACGGGGUCCCCGGCGAGGUGGGAGCUCGACCAUUGAUCCCGCCGGCGGGCGUGAAUACCGUGCCGUGGGUUCAACCCGAUCAUCCUGGUUCUCCCAUCUGGACCUAUCCCUCCGGAUACCGAGAAAGUCCUAGCCGCUUGCCAUCUGAUAUCGGCGAGAUUCUUGGCAGCUGGGCCAUCGUGCUCGUGAUCCUGGUCCCAUUUCUUGUCGGAAUCUUCUGCGCACGCCGAUACUACAUGAACCGCCCACGAUACGCACACCCACGCGAUCAAGAGGCGUCCGAGUCCUUGACCGGCAUGGGUGAACAAAAGCCCCCGCCGACUCGCGCAGCCGACUUUCCCUGGUGGCACUGGCGGUGGUGGUCCGGCGACGACGAUGACACCCAGUACGUCCCGCUCGCGGAGCGGAGUCCACGUCAACGGCAGCGACUAGAUUAA
This is a messenger RNA of Penicillium alfredii, 1971 nucleotides long. Its product is annotated as arylsulfotransferase family protein. NCBI's taxonomy places the organism in Eukaryota, Fungi, Ascomycota, Eurotiomycetes, Eurotiales, Aspergillaceae. The transcript is spliced from 4 exons. The coding region runs from base 1 to 1971 and encodes 656 amino acids. The record is from RefSeq and is a predicted model, not a curated record.